GUCGAACAAUGAUGGCUACCGUUUUUUGGGAUGAAAAAGCUGACGUAUAUUAUGAAAUGCUCAAUAAACUAAGACAUGCAAUCCAAAAUCGACGACGUGGUAAGCUGUCAUCCGGUAUAAUCCUCCUUCACGACAAUGCGCGUCCUUACACUGCAGCCAAGACCCAAGAGAAAAUUUAAGAUUUUCGUUGGGAACUUUUUAACCACCCACCGUACAGUCCCGACCUUGCACCUAGUGACUACUUCCUUUUCUUAAAUUUCAAAAAAAUGUCUCGGUGGAUAACGCUUUGAAAAUGACAUGGAAUUUCAGAACGCCAUUGAAAACUUGUUCAACUCGCAGGCGGUGAGCUUCUAUGCAGAUGGGUUAAUAAAGCUGGUGAAGCGGUAUGAAAAAUGCUUAGAAGUAAACGGCGAUUAUGUGGAAAAAUCAUAACCCAAGCAUUACCGCCUUUCAUCACAGUGCCUAUCAAAAUUUGCCGUUGCUUUUUCGAGAGUUUUUGAUCACAAGACCUAAAGACAUCAACGUGUACAACGAAUUUGGCGAAAGCGUUUUGUCCAAAGCAUGCACAGCUGGACACAACGACAUCGUACUCACUCUUAUACAGCAUGGGGCGGAUGUGAAUUCAUCCAACAUGUUCACAAAAAUCACACCGUUAAUGACUGCGGCUUAUUAUGGCCAUUGUGACAUAAUAAGAAUACUAGCUCACAAUGACGCUGAUGCUGCUAUGAAAGACAUAAACUCAAAAACAGCCCUCCAUUAUGCAGUAGACGGAUCCCAAAAUAAUGCGGUCAAAAUGCUUUUGGCAGAAAAAUGGAGUGAUGUCAACUCAGUGGACUCUAAAGGAUGGACUCCAUUGAUGAGAGCAGUAUUGAUGUUUACUCAUUUGGAAGUGAUCAAGACUCUAGUUGACUGUGAUUCUGAUCUAAGCAUAAAAGAUAAAAAUGGUCAAGAUGUUUGGCAACUAGCUCAUUUAUCAAAUAAUUGGAAAGCUUUAAAAAUAUUACCAGAUUAAAUUGUUAAGUCAAACUUUAUUCAAAUGAAAAAUAAUAUUAAUUGUAAUUGUUUAUUUAUCAAGUGUGAAUUGAAUUACCAAUUUGUAUCAAUUUUUACAUAUUUAAAUACUUUAAAACAACAAAAUGUAAUAAGA
Messenger RNA from Sipha flava (yellow sugarcane aphid), 1147 nucleotides. RefSeq names its product fibronectin type 3 and ankyrin repeat domains protein 1-like. Bases 416 to 1012 code for a protein of 198 amino acids. Gene Ontology annotation, molecular function: nucleic acid binding; protein binding. The transcript is spliced from 5 exons. The record is from RefSeq and is a predicted model, not a curated record. NCBI's taxonomy places the organism in Eukaryota, Metazoa, Arthropoda, Insecta, Hemiptera, Aphididae.